CCGAAAAUCUUCCCUAACCAAACCAAUGGCUUCCUCUAGCUCUGACCCAAACCCUAACAACGAUGAUGGUUUACAAUUGAAGCUACUAAUAGACACACACAGCAAAAGGGUACUAUUCGCCGAAGCCAACAAGGGCUUUGUCGAUUUCCUCUUCACAAUUUGCUCGUUGCCAAUUGCCACCGUAGUCAAUAUCCUCUCCAAGCAAUGCCAUGGUGGGUUCUUUUGGUAAGCUUUACCAGAGCAUCGAAAAUUUCAAUCCCGGUUACCUCCAACCCAAUCUCAGCAAAGAAACCAUAUUGAACCCAUUAAUCAUACACUAUUAAAGGGUAUUUCCUUAAAUCCUCUGUUUUUCAACAAUUCCCAAUCACAAGCCAAAACGCCUCAGAAACUGUAUAUGUGUCCGAGUACGGGAUAUGGGUGUGGUGGAAUCAAUGGAGAAGAGAACUGGUUGGCUUAUGAUGAAAACCAUCAUCGCCAUGGAUUCCAUAGGUAUGUGUCUGAUGACCCACAAGCAAACUGUCCUCAUUGCUACAGCAACAUCUCCGCUGAGGUCACUUUUGUUGCUGCUGACAAGAGUUUGUCCUCCUCUGCCUCUGGUGGUGAAAAAGGUUCAGAAGGUGGAGGGUAUGUGAAAGAUGGGGUUACUUAUAUGGUUAUGGAUGAUUUACAAGUCAAGCCUUUCCCACUUGUUUCAAGCUUAUCUAUGCUUUCCACUUUCAAUGUCAGAGACAAUGGUGCUCUGGUGGAGAAGACUGUUUCAGUUGGCAUCAGUUAGGUAUGAAUUUAAAUUCUGUGAAUUCCUUUAUCUUUCUGAAAGAUCUUUGAUUUACUGAAAAUAAAUAAUAAUAAUAAUGAUGAUAAUAAUAAUAAUAAUAAACAACCACAAUCAAUACAAAUGCUGAGCUGAUUUGGUAGUCUUGCCCCACUUACGAAUAAAUUUUCAUCUGAGAGUUUCAUCUUAGACAUUAUAUUUGAUGUUUUCUUGUAUUUUCAUGCUCAAUUUCUUUUCUAUUGCAAUUUUUUUUCCCCCCAAUAUUCCACCUCUUUUUGACUUGAGUUUUUGGUAGCAGAGCCUGGUUAGAACAAUUUUCACUGCCGUUUGUAUUCCAAUUAAAUCUUGCUGUGUCUAAUUCAUGUCCAUGUGGAUCUUCCUAUAUUCAAACCAAAUCUACCAUUGCUUGUCAUCCAGAGUUUUGCACAAGAAAAUCAUGUUUUUUCAUUGGCAAAACUCAAUUUAAGAUUCUGUUCCCGACACCCUUAAAAAAAAUAAAAAAAUUAUGACCCGCUAAAAUCCAACAUUCAUUAGGGCUUAUCAGUAUCUUGCUCACCAUACCCAAGUUGGCAUAUAUACAAUAUUAGCUAGCAUACUUCAUUGUUUCUAUUUAAGAGUUAAUUAUUACUAAAUUAGAGCUAAUCAAAUAAACUUCCUCAUUAGGGCCUGUUGCAUAUGUAAUUGAUAAUAUAAGUUACUACUUUCCUUUUCAAAUUGAUGGUUGUGCAUCUAUAGAAAUCCUCUCUUCCCUUAUACAUGUCCAACACAUAAAAUAUAUAUGGGAAAUUUUGCCUUUUAUUUAAAUAUUCAAUUUCUUUUCUUUUUGCAUUGUCCAAUUUUGCCAUCUCUUUUGUUAUAAGUUUUCAUUUUUUUUAUUUAAUAGACAGAGCUUAACAUUGCUGAGGGCAUCUUUGGAGACAGAGACUGUUCUUACUGAUGUCUUUCUAAAGAAAGUAUAGAAUAAAUUCGAUCAAUCAUAGCACCAAACGACAUUGUGAUUAGGCUUUUAUGAGUUGUCCCUUUUUUUUUUUUAAUUUGAC
Messenger RNA from Ziziphus jujuba (common jujube), 1812 nucleotides. RefSeq lists its product as uncharacterized. The record is from RefSeq and is a predicted model, not a curated record. The coding region runs from base 395 to 775 and encodes 126 amino acids. Lineage: Eukaryota; Viridiplantae; Streptophyta; Magnoliopsida; Rosales; Rhamnaceae. The transcript has a single exon.